Molecule: messenger RNA, 3793 nt
Organism: Nannospalax galili (Upper Galilee mountains blind mole rat)
Lineage: Eukaryota; Metazoa; Chordata; Mammalia; Rodentia; Spalacidae
Gene: Cdh22
Product: cadherin 22
Exons: 13
Coding region: 749-3193 (814 amino acids)
Biological process (GO): cell-cell junction assembly; multicellular organism development; homophilic cell-cell adhesion
Cellular component (GO): adherens junction; catenin complex; plasma membrane
Molecular function (GO): cadherin binding; calcium ion binding
Source: RefSeq, a predicted model, not a curated record
CCCGGCGGCCGCCUGCUGCUCCGCGCGGCGCGGCGCUCCUGGCCGGCGGGCGCUGCAUUCUCCGAGUCUCCACCAGAGGCUGCGGGAGGAAGGAAGGGAUCCGUCCCUUGCACACUUCCCCCCUAGUCAGACACGCACACUCCCUCGCUCUCUCGCUCCUCCACACACGCGCGCACUCGCCGCCGCGGCUCCCCCUCUCGCUCCCGCUCUCCCUCGGCUCCUCCCGGCGGACACCGGGGCCGGACCUAGCCGGGCUCCCUCCACACGCCGCCGUCCCGAGGCGCGGGGACUAGGGCGCAGCCCCGGCCGCUCCCCGAGCCAUUUGUGAGCAGUGAGAGCUCAUUCGUCUGCUGCUCUGGGGAGUCCAUCAACACUGGCCUGUGGCUCUGGAUGGAUCUGGAUGACCCCUAGUUCUGGAAAGAAGUCAAGAUCUGUUCAUCCCCACUCAUCACAUUCUCUAAGCACAGGGCCCAUGGCACAAGGCCCACUCUCGAGCUGCUGCCCAACUGCCUGGUGACCCUGCCAGGGGCUUCUGUGAGGGGGGCGCGGGCGGGGACCAGGCGUCCAUGCCAGGCUGCCACCGCGCCCCCUCCCCUUUCAGCCUGGUGCCCCCAAGACUGCGUUCGGGGCCAGGGGCCCUUUGGAGGUGUCCCACCAUGUGACACAGCACCACUCUGUCGUGGGACCGAACAGCAGCGGCCCCGGUGCCUCCCGUCCAUGCUCCCAGGCCUGGCCCUCACUGCCAAGCAUGAGGCCACGGCCCAACGGAGCGCUCUGGGAGGGGGCCACUCUGUGGCCCACACUGCUGCUGCUCCUUCCUCUGCUGGGCUGCCUGUGGGCCACAGGCACCCCUGUCCCAUCCUCUUCCUUCUUGUCACCUGGGACUCAGCAGGACAGUGCACUGGGUGCCGGCCGAGUGAAGCGAGGCUGGGUGUGGAACCAGUUCUUCGUGGUGGAGGAGUACACCGGGACAGAGCCCCUGUAUGUGGGCAAGAUCCACUCUGAUUCCGAUGAAGGAGACGGCACCAUCAAGUACACCAUCUCAGGCGAGGGCGCUGGGACCAUCUUCCUGAUAGAUGAACUGACGGGUGACAUCCAUGCCACAGAGCGCCUGGACCGGGAGCAGAAAACCUUCUACACGCUGCGGGCCCAGGCCCGGGAUCGUGCCACCAACCGCCUGUUGGAGCCCGAGUCUGAGUUCAUCAUCAAAGUGCAGGACAUCAAUGACAGUGAGCCACGCUUCCUACAUGGCCCCUACAUUGGCAGUGUGGCUGAGCUGUCACCUACAGGCACAUCGGUGAUGCAGGUGAUGGCCUCAGAUGCAGAUGACCCCACGUAUGGCAGCAGUGCCCGGCUGGUGUACAGCGUGCUGGAUGGCGAGCACCACUUCACAGUGGACCCUAAGACAGGUGUGAUCCGGACAGCUGUGCCAGACCUCGACCGCGAGAGCCAGGAGCGCUACGAGGUGGUGGUCCAAGCCACAGACAUGGCAGGCCAGCUGGGAGGCCUCUCCGGCUCCACUACAGUCACCAUCGUGGUGACAGAUGUCAACGACAACCCACCCCGCUUCCCUCAGAAGAUGUACCAGUUCAGCAUCCAGGAGUCUGCACCCAUCGGCACAGCUGUGGGCCGGGUGAAGGCGGAAGACUCAGACGUGGGCGAGAACACGGACAUGACUUACCACCUGAGAGGGGAGAGCAGCAGUGGAGGAGACGUAUUCAAAGUCACCACUGACAGUGACACUCAGGAGGCCAUCAUAGUGGUACAGAAGCACCUGGACUUCGAGUCUCAGCAGGUGCACACAGUAGUUCUGGAAGCUCUCAACAAGUUCGUGGACCCCCGCUUUGCCGACCUGGGCACAUUCCGAGACCAGGCAAUCGUGCGAGUGGCCGUGACUGAUGUGGAUGAGCCCCCUGAGUUCCGACCACCCUCCGGCCUCCUGGAGGUGCAGGAAGACGCGCAGGUGGGCUCCCUGGUCGGUGUGGUGACUGCGCGGGACCCCGACGCUGCCAACCGGCCUGUCCGGUACGCCAUUGACCGUGACUCAGAUUUGGAGCAGAUCUUUGACAUUGAUGCAGACACAGGCGCCAUCGUGACUGGCAAGGGGCUUGAUCGUGAGACUGCUGGCUGGCACAACAUCACCGUGCUGGCCAUGGAAGCAGACAAUCAUGCUCAGCUAUCAAAAGCAUCCCUACGGAUCCGAAUUCUGGAUGUGAACGACAAUCCCCCAGAGCUGGCCACACCCUACGAGGCAGCUGUGUGUGAGGAUGCCAAGCCAGGCCAGCUCAUCCAGACCAUUAGUGUUGUGGAUAGAGACGAGCCCCAAGGAGGCCAUCGCUUCUACUUCCGCCUGGUGCCUGAGGCACCCAGCAACCCUCAUUUUUCUCUGCUGGACAUCCAAGCAGACAACACGGCCGCAGUACACACACAGCAUGUGGGCUUCAACCGACAGGAGCAGGAUGUGUUCCUCCUGCCCAUCCUCGUCGUGGACAGUGGGCCACCCACACUGAGCAGCACCGGCACACUCACCAUCCGCAUCUGUGGCUGUGACAGCUCCGGCGCCAUCCAGUCCUGCAACACCACCGCCUUUGUUAUGGCUGCCUCCCUUAGCCCCGGAGCGCUCAUUGCUCUCUUGGUCUGUGUCCUCAUCCUGGUCGUGCUGGUGCUGCUGAUCCUCACUCUCAGGCGCCAUCAUAAGAGCCACCUGAGCUCCGAUGAGGAGGAGGACAUGCGGGACAACGUCAUCAAAUACAAUGACGAGGGCGGCGGCGAGCAGGACACCGAGGCCUACGACAUGUCGGCGCUGCGGAGCCUCUACGACUUCGGGGAGCUCAAGGGUGGCGACGCGGGCGGCGGCCGGGCCAGUCCCCCGCAGGCGGGCCUGGCCUCGGAGCUGCACCCGCUGCCGCAGGAGGCGCCGAGCCCGGAACCGGACUUCUCAGUGUUCAGGGACUUCAUCAGCCGCAAGGUGGCGCUGGCGGACGCGGACGUGUCGGUGCCGCCCUACGACGCCUUCCAGACCUACGCUUUCGAAGGCGCGGACUCGCCGGCCGCCUCGCUCAGCUCGCUGCACAGCGGCUCGUCGGGGUCCGAGCAGGACUUCGCCUAUCUCCACGGCUGGGGCCCGCGCUUCAGGCCGCUGGCUGCGCUCUACGCCGGCCACCGCGGGGACGACGAGGCCCCGACCUCCUAGCCCCAGCCUGGCCAUCCUCCCUGCGCGGCCCGACGGCAGGGUACUUGGAGGGCUCCCCCUUCGCGACACGCCCCCAGGGGAUGCAGCUGAGGGGGAAACCAGGGAUGGCGAAUGGUGACCAAGAGGAGGGAGGAACACCCAGCGGCUCUGGGGUCCGAAAGGGUGAUGGAGAUGGAGCCCCCCCGCGGUGGGGAAAGGACCUGGGAGAAGAUGGAGGAAGGUGAUGCUGCCAUGCCCAUGCCCAGGCUUCCCUCCCUCAUCCAAGUUAAGAGGAAAGAAGGGCUGUUCAUUUAUUAAGCGCCUACUGUGUGCUGGGAGCUACUGGGAGAGCAUCUGCAUGGUCAUGGAAACCAUGAGGUGGGAUCUUGCAGGUGUCAGAUGGGAAAGCCCCCCAGAGAAGUGCUUGUGACCUACCCAGGGGCACCCCAGUGAGUGACAGAGUCUCUGGCACUGACUGGCUGCCUGACCUUGGGCAAGUCACCUCAUUUCUCUGGGCCUCAGUUUCCUCAUCUGUCAAAUGAGGCUAAUAACAGCACCUACCUCUAGUGUCGAGCUGGCACAGAGUAGGUGUUCAAUAAAUGCUAGCCUUUGUUACCAUUC